AUGAGAAGAGUGUACCGUGUUUCUCGGCUCGCGGCGCGUGCGUUUCCGGCUCAGUGUUUUCGGCAUUGCUUAGUGGAGGAUGGGAACAAGGGCGAUAAUUGCCAGGAAUCUGAUUCUCUUAAUAAAGUAAAAGAAGUUGAUCCUUUCCGUGUAGGAUACAACAUGGGAAUGCAAAGUGUACAUCUAGAAGCUAUUCGAAUGAAGCUGACGGAUCAUUUGGAGCUCUUUAAAUCGCAUUUUCACGCACUUAGUGAUAUACUGAAGUCAAACCAUGAUCAAGUUAGACAAUUACAUGAACAAUGUAACAAGGCGAUACUUCAUGAGUUAAAUGAGUCCAAUGACCAAAUUUUUUCACAGCGUUCCGAAUUUGAACGACACCUAAAAAAUUUGGAGGAUUCUUUAAAAAGUCAAAUUGAAGACAAGGUAGUUGGACUACAGGCACAUAUUGAUGAUCGUUUUGAAAAUCUUAGAGACGUUAUAAAACUAGGAUUUGGAGUACUUAUUCUUCUAAAUCUAUGGAUGUUUUACACCAUAUCACAAAACCAUCGUCAAUAUAUGAAUGCUCACACGACACAUACGUUGAAUAAUUUGUCUUCACAAACUAAAAAAUAG
Trypanosoma rangeli is the source of this 612-nucleotide messenger RNA. RefSeq lists its product as uncharacterized. The transcript has a single exon. Bases 1 to 612 code for a protein of 203 amino acids. Lineage: Eukaryota; Euglenozoa; Kinetoplastea; Trypanosomatida; Trypanosomatidae. The record is from RefSeq and is a predicted model, not a curated record.